Molecule: messenger RNA, 3432 nt
Organism: Apaloderma vittatum (bar-tailed trogon)
Lineage: Eukaryota; Metazoa; Chordata; Aves; Trogoniformes; Trogonidae
Gene: ATP8B2
Product: ATPase, aminophospholipid transporter, class I, type 8B, member 2
Exons: 25
Biological process (GO): phospholipid translocation; Golgi organization
Cellular component (GO): plasma membrane
Molecular function (GO): magnesium ion binding; ATP hydrolysis activity; ATPase-coupled intramembrane lipid carrier activity
Source: RefSeq, a predicted model, not a curated record
AACAAUUCAAUUAAAACAUCGAAAUACAACUUCUUCACUUUCCUGCCUCUCAACUUGUUUGAACAGUUUCAGCGGAUAGCCAAUGCUUACUUUCUUUUCUUGCUGAUUUUGCAGUUGAUUCCUCAGGUUUCCUCGCUGUCGUGGUUUACAACGGUGGUGCCGCUAGUGCUGGUGCUGGCUGUAUCGGGAGUCAAGGAUGCUAUCGAUGAUUUUAAUCGACACAAAAGCGACAAACACGUCAACAACCGCCCAGUCCAGGUCCUCAUCAAUGGCAUGUUAAAGGAUGAAAAAUGGAUGAAUGUCCAAGUGGGGGAUAUAAUAAAACUAGAAAACAACAACUUUGUGACAGCCGACCUACUGUUGCUCUCCAGCAGCGAGCCACACAGCCUGACGUACAUCGAGACAGCGGAACUGGAUGGUGAAACAAACCUGAAGGUGAAGCAGGCACUGACAGUCACUGCAGAGCUCGGAGAAGAUCUUCAGAAACUGACAGAGUUCAAUGGUGAAAUCAAAUGCGAGGCACCAAAUAACAAACUGGACAAGUUCACAGGAACUCUUACUCUUCAAGGAGAGAAAUAUGCCCUGGACAAUGAGAAAAUGUUGCUGAGAGGCUGUACUAUUAGGAACACAGAAUGGUGCUUUGGUCUAGUUAUUUAUGCUGGGCCAGACACCAAACUAAUGCAGAACAGUGGAAAAACAACUUUUAAACGGACGAGCAUUGACAGGCUCAUGAAUGUCCUUGUGUUGGUGAUCUUUGCAUUUUUAGCACUGAUGUGUUUUAUCCUAGCCAUUGGCAAUGGCAUCUGGGAAUAUGACAAAGGCUACUACUUCCAAGUCUAUCUGCCCUGGGCAGAAGGCGUCAACUCUGCCUCCUACUCCGGCUUCCUCAUGUUUUGGUCAUACGUGAUCAUUCUAAACACGGUGGUGCCAAUUUCACUCUAUGUCAGUGUAGAGAUUAUACGCUUGGGUAACAGCUUCUACAUUGACUGGGACCGUAAAAUGUAUUACCCGCCGAAAGACACACCUGCUCAGGCCCGUACCACUACACUCAAUGAAGAGCUGGGGCAGAUCAAAUACAUCUUUUCAGACAAAACAGGAACUCUCACUCAGAACAUUAUGUGUUUCAACAAGUGCUCCAUCAACGGCAAAUCCUAUGGUGAUGUCUAUGAUAUGUCCGGACAAAGAAUAGAAAUAAAUGAGAACACAGAGAAGGUUGAUUUCUCAUACAACCCAUUAGCCGACCCAAAGUUUGCCUUCUACGACCACAGUCUGGUUGAAGCUGUGAAGCUGAGUGAUGUUCCAACACACAGGUUCUUCCGGCUGCUCUCACUUUGUCACACAGUGAUGCCAGAGGAGAAGAAGGAAGGUAACUUGGUUUAUCAGGCCCAGUCUCCUGAUGAGGGCGCCCUUGUCACUGCUGCAAGAAACUUUGGAUUCGUGUUCCGGGCUCGCACACCAGAGACCAUCACCGUGGUGGAAAUGGGAGAAACAAAAAUCUACAAACUCCUCGCCAUUCUUGAUUUCAACAAUGUUCGCAAGCGAAUGUCUGUUAUUGUGCGGAGUCCAGAAGGUGACUUGACUUUGUACUGCAAGGGUGCUGACACCAUUCUUUACGAACUGCUUCAUUCAUCCUGUGACUCUCUCAAAGAAGAGACCACAGAACACCUGAAUGAGUUUGCUGGUGAAGGUCUGAGGACACUCGUGGUGGCCUAUAAAAACUUGGAUGAAGACUACUUUCGGGACUGGAUCAGGCGUCACCAUGAAGCAAGCACUGCCUUGGAAGGACGGGAAGAUAAAUUGUCAGAGUUAUAUGAAGAGAUUGAAAAAGAUCUAAUGCUGCUAGGUGCCACAGCAAUUGAGGACAAGUUACAAGACGGAGUCCCACAGACAAUAGAGACUCUUGCCAAGGCCAACAUUAAGAUAUGGGUUCUCACUGGAGACAAGCAAGAGACGGCAAUGAAUAUUGGUUACUCCUGCAACUUGCUGAAUGAUGACAUGGAAGAUGUCUUCAUUAUUGAAGGCAGCACAGCUGAUGAUGUACUUAAUGAGCUGAGAAAUGCAAGGAAAAAGAUGAAGCCAGACUCCUUUUCAGACAGUGAUGAAAUCAAUGUUCAGUUUGAAAAAUCUUCAAAAAACCCAAAAAUUAUACCCGAUGAGCAAGCAAAUGGAGUAUAUGGUCUGGUCAUCACUGGCCACAGCCUGGCUUACGCGCUGGAAGGGAAUCUAGAGCUGGAGCUGGUGAGAACCGCCUGCUUGUGCAAAGUGGUGAUCUGCUGCCGGGUGACUCCACUGCAGAAGGCCCAGGUGGUGGAGCUGGUGAAGAAAUACAAGAAGGCUGUGACCCUGGCAAUCGGAGAUGGCGCCAACGAUGUCAGCAUGAUCAAAACUGCCCACAUCGGGGUUGGUAUCAGCGGCCAGGAGGGGAUGCAGGCAGUCUUGUCCAGUGACUUCUCCUUUGCACAGUUCCGUUACCUGCAGCGAUUGCUCCUGGUCCAUGGCCGGUGGUCCUACAUUCGCAUGUGCAAGUUCCUCAAAUACUUCUUCUAUAAGAAUUUUGCUUUCACAUUGGUGCAUUUCUGGUAUGGCUUCUUCUCUGGAUUCUCAGCACAGACUGUCUAUGAUGAGUGGUUCAUUACACUUUACAAUUUGGUAUAUACCUCUCUCCCGGUGCUAGGAAUGAGCCUCUUCGAUCAGGAUGUGGAUGAUCGUUGGAGUAUUCGUUUUCCUCAGCUGUAUGUUCCUGGCCAGCAAAACCUCUACUUUAACAAAAUGGUGUUUGUCACAUGCAUGUUGCAAGGGAUUUACAGUUCCCUCAUUCUCUUCUUCAUCCCCUAUGGGGCCAUGUACAAUACAAUGAGAAGUGACGGGAAGGCCAUUGCUGACUACCAGUCCUUUGCACUAAUGGCCCAGACCUGCUUACUGAUUGUGGUGUCUGUACAGAUUGGCUUGGACACUUCUUACUGGACAGUUGUGAACCAGUUCUUCAUCUGGGGCAGCCUUUCUGUUUACUUUGCUAUCACCUUCACCAUGUAUAGUGAUGGCAUGUACCUGAUCUUCACAGCCGCCUUUCCCUUUGUUGGUACGGCUCGAAACACCCUCAGCCAACCAAAUGUGUGGCUAGCAAUCUUCCUCAGCAUCACCCUCUGUGUGCUCCCUGUAGUUGGCUUUCGAUUCCUGAAGACUCAGUUAAAGCCAACUCCCAGCGACAAGGUCCUGCUCAAGAUCAAAGAGGACAAAAAGCGGCCACCGCCACCCUCACCCAAGAGACGCUUGCGUCGGACCAGCACCCGUCGCUCCGGUUACGCCUUCUCCCAUCAGCAUGGCUUCGGAGCACUCAUUAUGUCUGGGAGAAACAUGCGGCCAAAAUCACCUUUUGCUACAACGGGAACUUUUUCACCAAAUAGUGACAAGCAUAAACACAAAGGACUGUAA